AUGGUAUCAAACUACAAUUAUAGUUAUGUUUCCAACUACAGCUACGCCGAUACCGUCCCUUUUGAGUGCAGAUCAUUAAUCAACCAACCCGGCACACCUCCUUUCGACCUAUCCUGCUCCGCAUCUCUCUACAGCCCCAGGCAGAACCACAAUGCCACAUUCCAGGAAUGCUGCGAAGGCAUCGGUAGCAAAGUCUCCACCUUUGCCGUCCCCGACAGGGACGGCGUACGCCCUUGCUACCAAUACUGCCAAGCCAGCGACAUUGAUGCACAGAUUGCAUUGUUCAGAUGCCUAAAAUUAGGCUUCAUUACCCGUACAUGCCCUGGGAAGUAUGAUCGAUUUGGGCUUUUGAUUGCUGCGGCUCCAGCGAAGAGCUUGUCUACAGGUGGAUUGUUGGUUGCAGGGCUGGCAUUAGUAGGGAUGCUACAUGUGUGGGUGUAG
Molecule: messenger RNA, 441 nt
Organism: Pseudogymnoascus verrucosus
Lineage: Eukaryota; Fungi; Ascomycota; Leotiomycetes; Thelebolales; Thelebolaceae
Exons: 2
Coding region: 1-441 (146 amino acids)
Source: RefSeq, a predicted model, not a curated record